AUGGCCCAGUCUCGUGCCAACGGCUCGCACUACGCCCUGACAGCAAUAGGGCUGGGGAUGCUCGUCCUCGGCAUCAUCAUGGCAGUGUGGAACCUCGUCCCUGGCUUUGGCCCUGACAGCAAGCCCACCACCCAUGCUGGGAACAGCAGCAAGCCCGACCGUGGCAACGGAGGCAUUCUGAAGAGCAAGACCUUCUCGGUGGCGUACGUGUUGGUAGGGGCGGGUGUGCUGCUGCUGCUGCUCUCCAUCUGCCUCAACAUCCGGGACAAGAAGAGGCAGAGCGAAGACAUCGUUCAUGUGCAGCACCAAGUGUCUGUGGAGCCCUCGCACCAGGAGGAUAGCCAAGAAGAGGACGACGACACAUCUUCCCAGUACUACGUCCCCAGCUACGAGGAGGUGAUGAACACGGGCUACUCUGAGCCUAGAGACUUGGACAGGAGCACCAGGAUCAGCGUCUCCCUUCCCUCCUACGAGUCACUGACGGGGCUGGAUGACAGCACCCCGGCACCCAGCGCCGCGGGCACGGAGCCGGGCACG
Nestor notabilis (Kea) is the source of this 537-nucleotide messenger RNA. It is a transcript of the gene TMEM51, whose product is annotated as transmembrane protein 51. Lineage: Eukaryota; Metazoa; Chordata; Aves; Psittaciformes; Psittacidae. The annotation marks the transcript as partial. The transcript has 2 exons. The record is from RefSeq and is a predicted model, not a curated record.